Pterocles gutturalis (yellow-throated sandgrouse) is the source of this 1482-nucleotide messenger RNA. RefSeq names its product ectonucleoside triphosphate diphosphohydrolase 7 (gene ENTPD7). Gene Ontology annotation, biological process: nucleoside diphosphate catabolic process. Gene Ontology annotation, cellular component: membrane. The record is from RefSeq and is a predicted model, not a curated record. NCBI's taxonomy places the organism in Eukaryota, Metazoa, Chordata, Aves, Pterocliformes, Pteroclidae. Gene Ontology annotation, molecular function: nucleoside diphosphate phosphatase activity.
AACGGGAACCCGCACGACCUGCUGGACAUCAGGCAGAUGAGGGACCGGAGCAGCCACCCCAUCGUCAAGAAAAUUAAACCAGGCAUCUCCGUGGCGGCGGCAGACCCACAGCAGGCGACGCCCUACCUGCGCUCUCUGCUCCAGUUCGCAGCAGCCCACGUCCCGGCUCCAAAGCACAAGGAAACCCCGCUGUACAUCCUGUGCACAGCCGGCAUGCGGCUGCUGCCCGAGAGGCAGCAAGCUGCAAUCCUGGAGGAUCUGGUGAGAAACGUGCCCCUGGAGUUUGAUUUCCUCUUCUCCAAAUCACAUGCAGAAGUGAUCUCAGGGAAACAGGAAGGUGUCUAUGCUUGGAUUGGCAUCAACUUUGUCUUAGGCCGGUUUGAUCAUGAGGAUGAGGAGGAUGCGGUGGUCACUGUAGCUCUGGGCAACAAAGGAGAGUCCUUGGUUCGGAAGCGAACAGUUGGGAUCCUAGACAUGGGGGGCGCCUCCCUGCAGAUCGCCUAUGAAGUGCCUGAGUCUGGAGCCUUCUCCUCUGCGCAGCAGGAGGAAGCUGCCAAGAGCCUGCUGGCAGAAUUCAACCUGGGCUGCGAUGUGCAGCACACUGGCCACCUGUACCGCGUCUACGUCAACACCUUCCUGGGCUUUGGGGGCAAUUUUGCCCGGCAGCGCUAUGAAGAGCUUGUGCUGAACCAGACCUUUGUGCACAACCGCCUGCACGGCCAGCAGACAGCACUGAGCCCUGAGACACCCUUCCUGGACCCCUGCCUGCCUAUGGGGCUGGAGGACACGGUGACAAGGGGCAGCCAAACCUUCUAUGUCCGGGGGCGAGGGGACUGGCCAGCCCGCCCCCUCCUGGCUGGGCCCAACAGCAGCCAAGCCUCCCUGGUGGGGGCCUACAAAGCACCCAUCGACUUCGGCAACAGUGAAUUUUAUGGCUUCUCUGAAUUCUUCUACUGCACCGAGGAUGUGCUGCGCCUGGGGGGCCAGUACAGUGCCCACGCCUUCACCUCUGCCGCCCAGGAGUACUGCAGCCAGCGAUGGGAGGUGCUGACCCAGCGCUUCCGUGGUGGCCUCUACUCCGCACAUGCUGACCAGCACCGGCUGAAGUAUCAGUGCUUCAAAUCGGCCUGGAUGUACCAAGUCCUUCACCAGGGCUUCCACUUCCCCCUGGACUACCCCAGCCUGCGCACAGCCCAGCUGGUGUACGACCGGAUGGGAGCCAUCCUCUACAAGACACGGUUUCUGCCACUCAGGGAUCUCCAGCAGGAGAGCAUCCGGCAAGCACAUGCCUCCUGGUUGCGCCUCUCUUUUGUCUACAACCACUAUCUCUUCUUCGCCUGCAUCCUGGUGGUAGCGCUGGCCAUAGUCCUCUACCUCCUGCGGCUGCGCCGCAUCCACCGCCGGCAGCUGCGCUCGGCCCAGCUCAGCCUGCUCUGGCUGGACAAGGUGGUGGUGCCACCGGGCCAGGGAAAUGGGCCAUGA